UCUCAAUUUUUUACUGAUGACGAUUGUCGACUGUUCCGAUCUGAAUUUUGCAGAAGUAAUUAGUUAAUGGAAAUAUAGGGGCUAGAUUGAAAAACAACAAUGGAUUCUGCCAGGGUUUUGCUCCUUCUUGGAGCUUUUUGUGCUUUAGCCGCUGCCUCUAAACUCGGAGAAAAGAUCACUGUUCAUGGAUCAGAGAAAGAGACAGACGAAAAAACAAAGAAUUUUAAAAGGAUGAUCGCUCCCGGAUACUACUCACAGGAAUGCAAUGUUCACAAGCCAUGUCCAGAUGCGAACAAAUACUGCCACAUGUUUUUAUGUGUCGAUUGCCUGAAGGAAAACGUUGCCUGCACGCAGAACGGACAAUGCUGCCCUGGAACAGAAUGCACAUACGGUAGAUGUAAGAAGGGUUCCAGCAAAGGAAAGCAAGGAACAUUCUGUGAUCGACAAAAGGAUUGCGUUGGUGCCAACCUGUGUUGUGUACGUGAACCAGCUAUCAACCCUGUUAUCAGCAUUUGCAAGCCAGCUUUGGAUGAACAUCAGACCUGUGGACCUUACAAUCAAUUCAGAACCGUCUACAUCGGAGGUACAGUGCAGCCUGUUUGCGGUCCAUGCAAGCAAGGACUUGUUUGCAAGCAAGUAGGAAUCUUUGGAGUCCACGAAAUCUGCUUGCCAUCAGGUGGCAAGGGCAAGAAGUAAGCCGUCAAAAAAAUCUUUCGGACAUGUUCUCGUCCACACUUAAGGAUAACAAACUAUUUUCAUAUUGAAUAAAUAAAUGGAAGGUAAUUUUACCACCUGCCACUCUAGCUUAAAAAAACAGGAUUAAAACUGGCCCCUAUGCCCUUUCAUUUCAACCGAAUGCAUUGAAUUCGUUUUAUGCUUGUACAGCAGUUAGUUCCUGGUUUGGAUUAUAUUUUGCUACUUGUACCUAAAAACCGUUCUCAAAUAAAGAUUUUUUUACCUUAAAACAAUGCUUUUUUGUAUCGACAUUUGUUGAAUAUUACUAUACCCAAAACCCCUUAUCCAACAUCUCUUCAACAAAUAAAAAAUAUCAUAAGUAUAAAAAAUUUAAAAUAUAAGCUUAAGUUGGGAUGUUCUAGACAUUGUAUAUUCAUAACACUGUUGCAGGAAAUGACAGACCAGUUAGAACCAUUUACUUCUCCCAAUAAAUUUCAAAUCAUUUCACUCAGAAAUCCCCAAAGACAAGAAGUGCUUUUUAAAACAACUUUGUGUGUUAAAUGUAACGUUACUUUGCUACUUUGAUGUAUUUGACUGCAAUGGUUGAUUGUUUUUGACCAAGGGAAAUGUUGUGUAAAAAGUCGUUAUGAUAAA
Rhopilema esculentum is the source of this 1329-nucleotide messenger RNA. Its product is annotated as dickkopf-related protein 3. Gene Ontology annotation, molecular function: receptor antagonist activity; co-receptor binding. The record is from RefSeq and is a predicted model, not a curated record. NCBI's taxonomy places the organism in Eukaryota, Metazoa, Cnidaria, Scyphozoa, Rhizostomeae, Rhizostomatidae. Gene Ontology annotation, biological process: negative regulation of canonical Wnt signaling pathway.